GCUCCCAGCAGUGCGGCUCAGGGCGGCUGCUCUGCCAGCGCCACCGGGUGGGAGGGUCCAGUUGCAGACCCCAGUGGCAGGGCUUUCUGAGUUAUGACUGAUACUGGCUUUUUCCUUUUUCAAAAAUUAACUUCUCUUCUUUGGGAAAACAAUUUUAAGCCCUGGAAGGACUAUUUUUAGAAUUUUCCUUAUUGAACAACAGGCCCAUUGGGGUGAGGACUGUCUGGCCGGGUUGCGUAAACUGUCUUUGGUAACUAAGCUUCAAACUACGCUGGGCCAUUCUGGUUUUUAGACAUAAGGUGGCCCAUGGUGGCCCUGUUUUGUGGUGAGGUCUGUCUGCCAUAAGCAAGGUGGUGGCCUCUUUGGUUAAUCUGGCCACCAGGAGAGUCAGACUGAUGGUGGGAACUCCAGGACUUUGCUGUCUUUCAAACCUUUGCAAAUGAUUGUUUUCCUGUCUGCUGUCUUUCCCAUCUGAAAAAUUGAGGCUGUCCCUGUCACCUUUGCAGUUGCCGAGGCUGGAAUAAAGCAACGAUUCGGAAAAUGUUUGAAGUCUUGGGGAGAAGGCAUGGCCUAAACCCAGGGUAGUGCUAAAGUCUGCACAGCAUGAAGGAAAUCACCAUCAUCUUCCCCGGUGAGCGUCAGCCGGUCCGUUAUUCCCCCACUCUGUAGCGAACCCUGUCUGAAGGACGCAGCGAGCAGCGCAUCUGCUGGGUGUGCAUCAUGUUGCAUUAAUGCUGUGGUCUGUGUGGACUUCCGUGAGGUUUGGGCUGCGUCAUUCAGAAAGCCGAUUCUCACUAAGCCACACACCUGUUUCUUUCAAACCUGAGCGUGCUUUCAGGGGAGAUUCACAUUUUUCUGGACAGUGUGGGGAAGGAAGUUGUAGAACAGCCCUCAUUUAUGACCGAAGACGUAAGAGUCUGAACCCUUGAACUUCUGAAGAACAAACCAAACUGUGGCAGAGCCGUACUCGAGAAUGAACAAUCCGUCAGAAAACGGUAAAGCGUCUCUGGAGAGUGGGGACAGCAGCACAGGCACACAAACAAACGGUCUGGACUUCCAGAAGCAGCCGGUGCCCGUCGGAGGCGCAAUCUCCACAGCCCAGGCCCAGGCUUUCUUCGGACACCUCCACCAGGUCCAGCUCGCUGGGACAGGUUUACAGGCUGCAGCCCAGUCUCUAAAUGUGCAGUCUAAGUCCAGUGAGGAGGCGGGGGACGCCCAGCAGCCCAGCCAGCCCUCCCCGCAGCCGUCAGUGCCGGCGGCCCUCCCCCAGACCCAGCUCAUGCUGGCCGGAGGGCAGAUCACUGGGCUCGCUCUAACGCCGGCCCAGCAACAGCUGCUUCUGCAGCAGGCCCAGGCCCAGGCCCAGCUGCUGGCCGCCGCCGUGCAGCAGCACUCUGCCAGCCAGCAGCACAGCGCCGCGGGGGCCACCAUCUCCGCCUCCGCCGCCACGCCCAUGACGCAGAUCCCCCUGUCUCAGCCCAUACAGAUUGCACAGGACUUGCAGCAGCUCCAGCAGCUCCAGCAGCAGAACCUCAACCUGCAGCAGUUCGUGCUGGUGCACCCGACCACCAACCUGCAGCCCGCACAGUUCAUCAUCUCCCAGACGCCCCAGGGCCAGCAGGGUCUCCUGCAAGCGCAGAACCUUUUAACGCAACUACCUCAGCAAAGCCAAGCCAACCUCCUGCAGUCGCAGCCCGGCAUCGCGCUCACCUCCCAGCCAGCAACCCCGACACGCACAAUAGCUGCGACUCCGAUUCAGACACUUCCACAGAGCCAGGCGACACCAAAGCGCAUCGACACUCCCAGCUUGGAGGAGCCCAGUGACCUGGAGGAGCUUGAGCAGUUUGCCAAGACCUUCAAACAAAGACGAAUCAAACUGGGAUUCACUCAGGGCGACGUUGGGCUCGCUAUGGGCAAACUGUACGGGAAUGACUUCAGCCAGACCACCAUCUCACGCUUCGAAGCCUUGAACCUCAGCUUUAAGAACAUGUGCAAGUUAAAGCCUCUCUUGGAGAAGUGGCUCAACGAUGCAGAGAACCUCUCGUCCGAUUCAGCCCUCUCCAGCCCUAGUGCCCUGAGUUCUCCGGGGCAGGGGAUUGAGGGCUUGAACCGCCGGAGGAAGAAGCGCACCAGCAUAGAGACCAACAUUCGAGUGGCCUUAGAGAAGAGCUUCCUGGAGAAUCAAAAGCCUACCUCGGAGGAGAUCACCAUGAUCGCCGAGCAGCUCAACAUGGAGAAGGAGGUGAUCCGCGUGUGGUUUUGUAACCGCCGCCAGAAGGAGAAGCGGAUCAACCCGCCCAGCAGCAGCGGGACCAGCAGCUCGCCCAUCAAGGCGGUUUUCCCCAGCCCGACCUCACUGGUGGCGACCCCACCAAGCCUUGUGACCAGCAGCGCAGCCACCACCCUCGCUGUGAGCCCCGUCCUCCCUCUGACCAGCGCCGCGGUGACCAGCCUCUCCGUCCCAGGCACCACCGACGCCUCCGCCAACAGCACAGCGCCAGCGACUGUGAUUUCUACUGCCCCCGCAGCCGCCCCCGCCGCCACGCCCCCCUGUCUGAGCCCCUCCCCAUCGGCCUCCGCCUCGGCCUCUGAGGCCUCCAGCGCCGGUGAGACCAGCACGACGCAGACUGCCUCCACCCCUCUGCCCUCUGCCCUCGGGACAGGCCAGGUGACCGUGACGGCGGCAGGACUCCAGACAGCCACAGCCACCGCCCUGCCCGGAGCCGCGCAGCUGCCAGCCAAUGCCAGCCUCGCCGCCAUGGCCGCCGCCGCGGGGCUGAGCCCAGGCCUCAUGGCCCCGUCGCAGUUCGCAGCUGGAGGUGCCUUACUCAGCCUCAACCCAGGGACCCUGGGCGGCGCGCUCAGCCCGGCUCUGAUGAGCAACAGCACACUGGCGACUAUUCAAGAACCUCUCUCUGCUCACCAGCAACCCCGUCAGCCUGGUCUCCGCCGCCGCAGCCUCUGCGGGGAGCUCUGCGCCUGUUGCCAGCCUUCACGCCGCCUCCACCUCCACCGAGUCCAUCCAGAACUCUCUCUUCACAGUGGCCUCUGCCAGCGGGGCCGCGUCCACCACCACCACCGCCUCCAAGGCGCAGUGAGCGGCUGCCGCCCGCCUCUUCCACACGCAGCGCGACCGGGCGCCAGCCGGGCCCCUCUGGCUUCGGAGAGAGGGCGAGGGAAAGAGGAGGAGGAGAGACACCUGCCGGAAGAAGAGGAUGGAGGCCCGAAGCGUUUGCCUAAUUUUGUAAUAAAACACUGUCUUUUCAGGAUUGCUUCAUGGAUCGGAGAACUUUCUAACGAAAAAUUAAAAAAAAAAAAAGCAGAAACAAAAAAAUCAAAAACAAACAAAAAAUAAGUGAAAGGACUACUCACUACUUAUCAUUUGCAGCAGCCAGGACAGCAGAGAAGGUGGGUUACCAUUCCAGUGUAGGAAGGGGUUUUUGUUUGUCUAAGUUCCUUUUUUUCUUUAAAAAAAAAUCAUUUUUAUGGGUCUGUUGUAUAGGCCAUUAAGUCCUAACAAGGUGUUUAUAAUAGUAUCGAUUGCGUUGGGGGUCCCUUUCUUAACUGGUACAACUUAGGCCUGUGUUACUGUAUCUCUACUAUUACUGUUGUGGUGGUUUCUGUGUGUAUAUAGUUUGGAUGUGUUUGUCUCUCGCUCCUGGAUCCUGUGUCAGUGAGCCCCCCCGCUGUGGGGAGGGGCUGUGGGGUCGAGGGGGCUUGUGUUCUCAGCUGCGGAACGUUCUUGCUGGUUUCCUUGCCCCCUAUGACUCUUACAGAGGUCCUGGGACGUUAUUUUCUUUUGCCACUUAUGCAAGAGGCUCGGCAUGUGCGGACGCCCCACUGCCCGCGCCCCUGUUGGGUGGUGCCUUUGGAGCACUCUGUGUGGGAAGGGGCUCCUGCUGGACUGUGGCUCUCGGAUCUUGAAGGACCCCAGGCCGGGGCCCCGGGUGCACCAGUGCCGCUCCCGCCUCCUGCGGGGCACAGGUGCCGGUGGGACGCGCCCACGGGCAAAGACUACUGCAGACACCUGACCAGGUGGCUCUCCCGACUUCCCGUCUCCUGAGAAGUGCUCCUGCUGUUGCUGUGUGUGUGUCUGUCCCACUGUGUGGAAGGGGUCCGCGCGGACCGCCCUGACCGGCCUGGCCCGGGUGAACGGACGUUCCGAGACUGGGACGUGCCUCCCUCCUCUGUUUUCUGGAGGAGCCCUGCUGGACUGUCCUCCCUUGGUGACUGAUCUCCAGGAGGGCUGGUGAGCAGGUCCGAGGUCGCUGCCCCUUCUCCUCUGGCCACAGACUUCCUGUUCCUAGAUCUACAAGGCAGCUUGUAGGUCUGUGCCCCUGAGACGGUCCUUGUCCUCUGACGGACUAGGCAUGUGCUGGCCGCUGUGGGUCUCAGAGCCUCUGCGGGGCUCUGGGCAGGGACUCCGCAUGCCCUGUGGGGGUUGCCGCGGGGCUCGCCUGGGUGGGUCAGUGACGCCCUGUGAGGCGGGUCUAACAUCAGUGAGGUUUCUGGGCAGGCAGGGGCGGGGGUGGCGAGCUGGUGGCACCGUUUGCAGGUGUUUCUGGGCUGUGUGACUGAGCCCCAGAAAAGGAAGGGUUCAUGCGGCAGGUGAAGAGGGGCGAGGGUGAAGGGGAGUCGGAGCCUUUCCCACCCCUGUCCUGUCCUAAGUGUAGCGUCUGCCCCAGAACCACAGGGUGCGGUCGCCUCUCCGACUCAGGCGAGCCCCGGCCGGCCAGCGUCCAAGGUGCUCGCUGACCUCACCCGUCUGAGCCCGCACUGCCCGAGUUCCAGCCACGGGCUGCGGGCUUGCAGGUCACUCCGUUCAGGUCGCUGGGCCGUGGAGGGGAGAGCGGGGUUCUGGGCACUCGGGUCUCCUUGCCGUGGGGAGGGGCGCGGCAAGCAGUCACGUGUGCGUGUGUGUUUUCUAUCGUCCAGGUCGGCAGUGGCUGCAGUUCGAAGGCCAGAAACACUUUGGUCCCCCCUCGGUCUUUUGUUGCUCCGUCUUCCUGUCGUGCUUCGCUAAGCUCACCCCCCCACCCACCCACCCGCAGGCGCCUCCCGGGUCAGCGGCCCGCAGGCUGGGUGACCAGCAGACGUCCACCUGCCUUCUCGACGUGCGGUGUGUUUUAUGUUGUGUUUUUUUAACUAAGCUUGAACCAAAGCCAAUUUUAGCUGCUGUACUGAUGGACUAGUUCAUGUCGUGCGGUUCAGACCCAUCGAGGAGUUAGAUGCUACUGACAAUUUCUUUUUCAUUGUCCUUAUUAAUUUUAUGUAAAAGUUGCUGCUUCUUUUAAUCUUUUAUGUUGGUAAAUUGUACUAUCCUCUGGGCAGACGUGAACUUGAGUUCUCGCUAGUUUAGUUCGUGUGGUGUGUGAACCGAACGACAGUGUCAGUGACACACUUUUCUCCCACGCCCGCUGCCCCCGACGCGGUUCAGCGUGGGCCUCCUCCUGAGCAGUCCGGGCCCGUGGCUGUAGCACUGUCGGCCCUCCCGCCGCUGCCUGUGGGGGGCUCUCUGGAGGGGGGCAGGUGCAGAGGCAGUGUUCAGGGAGGGGGUGCGGGUGCCCCCAAUACUGGGUCAGAGGCGAUAGCAUUAAUCUCCCAAAGUGGCUACCAAAGGAAGAAUUGAGUCCUGAGGGACUGAAGCC
Molecule: messenger RNA, 5648 nt
Organism: Artibeus jamaicensis (Jamaican fruit-eating bat)
Lineage: Eukaryota; Metazoa; Chordata; Mammalia; Chiroptera; Phyllostomidae
Gene: POU2F1
Product: POU class 2 homeobox 1
Exons: 17
Coding region: 974-3355 (793 amino acids)
Biological process (GO): regulation of transcription by RNA polymerase II
Cellular component (GO): nucleus
Molecular function (GO): DNA-binding transcription factor activity, RNA polymerase II-specific; RNA polymerase II cis-regulatory region sequence-specific DNA binding
Source: RefSeq, a predicted model, not a curated record